Thamnophis elegans (Western terrestrial garter snake) is the source of this 1089-nucleotide messenger RNA. RefSeq names its product Wnt family member 1 (gene WNT1). Gene Ontology annotation, biological process: neuron differentiation; multicellular organism development; canonical Wnt signaling pathway. Gene Ontology annotation, cellular component: extracellular region. The record is from RefSeq and is a predicted model, not a curated record. Lineage: Eukaryota; Metazoa; Chordata; Lepidosauria; Squamata; Natricidae. Gene Ontology annotation, molecular function: frizzled binding; cytokine activity.
AUGCUAGGCUUGAAGACCUUGUGGGUUUUGGCUUUUUCCUCUCUUUCCAACACUCUAGCGGUGAAUAACAGCGGCCGAUGGUGGGGAAUCAUCAACGUGGCCUCGUCUACCAACCUACUGACCGACUCCAAGAAUGUGCAGCUGGUGCUAGACCCUUCCUUGCAGCUCCUGAGCCGCAAGCAGCGCAAGCUUAUCCGCCAAAACCCAGGCAUCCUGCAUAGCAUCAGCAGCGGCCUGCAGAGCGCCAUCAAGGAGUGUAAGUGGCAAUUCCGUAACCGCCGCUGGAACUGUCCUACUACCCCAGGCCCCAAUGUGUUCGGCAAGAUUGUCAACAGAGGUUGCCGAGAGACUGCCUUCAUUUUUGCUAUUACUAGUGCCGGGGUCACCCACUCGGUGGCCCGUUCUUGCUCGGAAGGCUCCAUCGAAUCUUGCACUUGUGACUAUCGACGGAGGGGUCCAGGAGGUCCUGACUGGCAUUGGGGUGGCUGCAGUGACAAUGUGGACUUUGGACGGGUCUUUGGGCGAGAGUUUGUGGACUCCAAUGAGAAGGGGAGAGACCUGCGCUUCUUGAUGAAUUUACACAACAACGAGGCAGGACGUCUGACUGUUUUCACAGAAAUGCGCCAGGAAUGCAAGUGCCAUGGGAUGUCAGGCUCUUGCACCGUGAAGACCUGCUGGAUGCGUCUGCCCACUUUUCGGACCGUGGGGGACUUCCUCAAGGAUCGCUUUGAUGGCGCUUCCCGGGUCAUCUACGGCAACAAAGGCAGCAACCGAGCUUCCCGCAUGCUGCACCAUCUGGAGCCGGAGAACCCAGCUCACAAGCCUCCUUCCCCUCACGACCUGGUCUAUUUUGAGAAGUCUCCCAACUUCUGCACCUACAACGGCAAGACAGGCACCGCAGGCACGGCUGGACGCUUCUGCAACAGCACCUCCCCAGCUCUGGACGGCUGUGAGUUGCUGUGCUGCGGGAGGGGCUACCGCACCCGGACACAGCGCGUCACCGAGCGAUGCAACUGCACCUUCCACUGGUGCUGUCAUGUCAGCUGCUUGAACUGCACCAACAUGCAAGUGUUGCACGAGUGCUUGUGA